CCAUGUGCAGAGCGCCCUCCGGCCGACGCCCCCCGCCUCCUCCCGCGGCGCCCCAGCGAAGCCAGCCGGCCCCAAGCCAGCGACGGCGGUGCCCCCAUGGAUAUUGACCUGGACUACGAGCGCCCCAACGUCGAGACCAUCAAGUGCGUGGUGGUGGGCGACAACGCGGUGGGCAAGACGCGGCUCAUCUGCGCGAGGGCCUGCAACGCCACGCUCACCCAGUACCAGUUGCUGGCCACGCACGUGCCCACCGUCUGGGCCAUCGACCAGUACCGCGUGUGCCAGGAGGUGCUGGAGCGCUCCCGCGAUGUGGUGGACGAGGUCAGCAUCUCCCUGCGCCUCUGGGACACCUUCGGGGACCACCACAAGGACCGCCGCUUCGCCUACGGCAGAUCCGAUGUGGUGGUGCUCUGCUUCUCCUUGGCCAACCCCAACUCGCUGCGGCAUGUGAAGACCAUGUGGUACCCAGAAAUCAAGCACUUCUGCCCACGUACCCCCAUCGUGCUGGUGGGCUGCCAGCUGGACCUGCGCUAUGCAGACCUUGAGGCAGUGAACCGGGCGCGCCGUCCCUUGGCCAAACCCAUCAAACCUUCAGACAUCCUGCCCCCUGAGUGCGGGCAUGAGGUAGCCAAGGAGCUGGGCAUCCCGUACUACGAAACUAGCGUCGUGGCCCAAUUUGGCAUCAAGGACGUCUUCGACAAUGCAAUUCGGGCCGCCCUCAUCUCCCGCCGGCACCUCCAGUUCUGGAAAUCCCACCUGAAGAAGACGCAGCGGCCACUGCUGCAGGCUCCCUUCCUGCCCCCCAAGCCCCCCCCACCCAUCAUCCACAUCCCUGAGCCGGCUGCCGGGGAAGGCCGGGGGCCCGGCGCGCUCUUCCACGAGCCCCUUUGUGCUGAUGUGGUCUUCCACCUACCUGGCGGCCAACAGUUCUUUGCACACAGAGUCUACCUGGCCACGGCCUGCUCCCGCUUCUACGACCUCUUCGCUCUGGACUUGGGGGAGGAGCUGGCCGGUGGGAAGGAGCCCGCCGGGCGCACAAAGAGCUUGGAAGCUGCCGACCAGGGAUGCCUGGCCACAGCCAUGCGGGCUGUGCCGCUGCGGCCUUCUCAGAGCGAGGAGCCAUUGUGCGCCCCUGGGAUGCCUCGCCCGGUCUCUGGCUGGGGCCGGGGCAUAAUUGAUGUGCAGCGGGAGACGGUGCGGGAUCCUGUCACGCAGCAGGAGAAGCCAAUGACUGCCGUGUACCUGGAUGAGCCGGUGCAGGAGGCCCCCUUCAAAGUGGUGCUGGAGUACCUGUACACGGGGUGCCUGGACCAGCCCCCGGCCGGCCUCAUGCAGGUGGCCGCCAUGGCUGAACUGCUGGAGGUCUUCGACCUGCGCAUGAUGGUGGCCAACGUCCUCAACAAGGAGAGCUUCAUGAACGGCGAGAUCACCAAGGCCUUCCACGUGCGCAGGGCCAACCGCAUCAAGGAGUGCCUGAGCAAAGGCUCCUUCGCAGAUGUGGUCUUCCUGGUGGACGAUGGGUCGGUGCCGGCGCACAAGCCCCUCCUGCUCGCAGGCUGCGACUUCAUGGUGGCCAUGUUUGGGGGCACCUUCCGGGAGAGCCGUGCUACUGAGGUCUCCCUGCCAGGCACCAACCGCGCCUGCCUUCGGGCUGUGCUGGAGUUCCUGUACACGGAGCUGUUUGUGCCCAGCCCAGACCUGGACGCCAUGGAGCUGCUGGUGCUCACCAACCGCCUCUGCCUGAGCCGCCUGCAGGCCCUGACCGAACAGUACGCGGUGGACGAGCUGGUGCGUGCCAGCCUUCAGCAGGUGGAAAUCGACGCCCAGGUGAUCCUCUACCUGGAAAUGACACAGUUCCACAAUGCCCUCCAGCUGGCCGCCUGGUGCCUUCACUACAUCUGCACCAACUACAACAGCGUCUGCCGCCGGUUCCCCCGCGAGAUGAAGGCCCUGUCUCCCGAGAACAGGGCCCACUUCGAGAGCCACCGCUGGCCCCCCAUCUGGUACCUGAAGGAGGAGGACCGCUACCUGCGCAUGCAGAAGGAGCGGGCCCAGGAGGAGGAGGAGGCCCUCCGCAAGCAGCAUCCGCGCAGCAAGUGGUGCUUCUGGCGCCCCCACCAGCCCAGCCACGUCUCCUGA
Molecule: messenger RNA, 2139 nt
Organism: Thamnophis sirtalis
Lineage: Eukaryota; Metazoa; Chordata; Lepidosauria; Squamata; Natricidae
Product: rho-related BTB domain-containing protein 2
Biological process (GO): small GTPase-mediated signal transduction
Molecular function (GO): GTP binding; GTPase activity; protein binding
Source: RefSeq, a predicted model, not a curated record